Messenger RNA from Plutella xylostella (diamondback moth), 1822 nucleotides. It is a transcript of the gene DnaJ-5, whose product is annotated as DnaJ (Hsp40) homolog 5. Gene Ontology annotation, cellular component: cytosol. The record is from RefSeq and is a predicted model, not a curated record. NCBI's taxonomy places the organism in Eukaryota, Metazoa, Arthropoda, Insecta, Lepidoptera, Plutellidae. Gene Ontology annotation, molecular function: protein-folding chaperone binding.
UUUGAUGUAUAUAUUUUGCCGCGACGGUGGCGCUGCGCUUUAUUUUACUGUGAAUUUGUGAGUGAGAACAGUGUUGUGUGUUGUGAGUGAGAAAUUUAUAAUAAUUUACUUACUCUAGUGGACUAAUCUAUUGGAUAUAAUCAUCAAAUAAUAGGAUAAAAACACAAAAUGGGAAAGGACUACUAUCGGAUACUGGGGAUCGCCAAGGGCGCGUCAGAUGACGAGAUCAAGAAGGCGUACCGCAAGCUGGCGCUGAAGUACCACCCGGACAAGAACAAGGCGGCCGGCGCCGAGGAGCGCUUCAAGGAGGUGGCGGAGGCCUACGAGGUGCUCUCCGACAAGAAGAAGCGAGAGAUCUACGACAGCCACGGCGAGGAGGGGCUGAAGGGCGGCAUGGGCGGUCAGCACGGGCCGGGCGGCGGCCAGCAGUUCUCCUACACCUUCCACGGAGACCCGAAGGCCACCUUCGCGCAGUUCUUCGGCUCGUCGAGCCCCUUCCAGGCUUUCUUCGACAUGAACGGCGGCGGCGGCGGUGGCGGCUCCACCGGCCUAUUCUUCGACCGCGAGAUGGACGUGGACCCGUUCGAGGGCAUGCUGGGCGGCGGCGCGCGCCCCGGCGGCCCGGGCGGCGCCUUCCGCAGCCACAGCUUCAACUUCCACGGCUCGCCCAACCGCAAGGAGAAGAGCCAGGACCCGCCCAUCGAGCACGACCUGUACGUGUCGCUGGAGGACAUCGCGCGCGGCUGCGUCAAGAAGAUGAAGAUCUCGCGCCGCGUCAUCCAGCCCGACGGCACCUCCAAGAAGGAAGACAAGGUGCUGACCAUACACGUGAAGCCGGGCUGGAAGGCCGGCACCAAGAUCACAUUCCAGAAGGAGGGCGACCAGGGACGCAACAAGAUCCCCGCAGACAUUGUCUUCAUCAUCCGCGACAAGACGCACCCACUCUUCAAGAGAGAAGGCAGUGACAUCAGAUAUACAGCCAAGAUAUCACUCAAACAGGCUCUGUGUGGAACAAUCCUGGAAGUGCCAACAAUGUCGGGAGAGAAGCUGACGGUGAACCUGCAGGGAGAGAUCGUGAAGCCUCACACUGUGAAGAGAUUCCCCAACUACGGUCUGCCAUUCCCCAAGGAGCCGACGCGGAAAGGAGACCUGCUGGUGGCAUUUGACAUCAAGUUCCCCGACCGCCUAGCUAGUGGCGUCAAGGAGAUAUUAGCGGAUACUCUCCCCAACUGAAGUGUUCAUCAUAAGACUGCAGGAUCAAGAGCAUCAUACAUAGAAGAGUGAUUUCUGGUCACUUAAAUUCUCUCAUUCCUACAGUGCGUAGGAAGUUAGUGUUACAGCUGCCUAAAUUAUGUGUAAACAUGGACGUUUUGACUACAACACAGCUGCGUGGAAACAUUUGUUGCCUAGGACAAGUGGAUAGAUGAAUUGCUAGUGCUUUCGUUUACGAAGCGGAUGGUUGUUCUCUGCAAGAAGUGUUUCUGGAGUCACUGUUUGUAGUGACAUGUUCAUGUAGUGUAAUGUCGGAUACACGGAUCUUUGUGCGUUUUAGGACAAAGAGAUAGUGUAUAGAGACUGUAAGAGCUAGUCUAGUACAUUGACUGAAUGAGUGUAUGUGUGUAUUUAAUUUGUUUUUCUAAGUUGUAAAUAUAUACUGUUACGUUGCGAUACUGAGACAGUGAUUGUAAGGUUUAGAAGUUGGAUUCAUCUUGAUUGUAAUGUAUGAUAUUGUAAAUUUGAAAAAAGUGAGAGUGAGAAAGAAAAAAGUUACAAUUACUGUUGAAAAAAUAUGACUAAUAAACAAAAUAUCUUAAAAUAUAAA